GACAAUUAUUAAAGAGGUAAACAAAACAAUUCUUAAAGCUACCUGAGGUUUAAUUGUUCAUAAGAAUUAAACAAAUAUUAGUAUGCACAUUGAAAUGCUUAUUUAGCAAAUCAGUCGUAAUAUUUAGUAUCAGUAACCAUAAAAAUAUGUCGGAGGAACUAGAGAAAGCCGGAUUGUAUAUUGAUGACAUCUAUAGGCUGCGUGUCCAAGAUCCAGCAAUUGCUAACGAAACAAAUGAAUUGCGUGACGAGUGUUUGGAAUACGCCGACAAAUUGCAAGAAUUUAAAAAAUAUGCCGAAGAUUUUCAUAAUAUUAUAAGUGGCUUCGCAAAAGAUGUUGAAAAAGAGAAAUUGAGAGCUAUCGGUACACAGAAUUUGCUGAAAACUAUUGCGAAGGAACGACAGGCUGAGCAGCAGGUGUACCAGAGUAAAAUCCAUGAAAAAAAUAUUGAAUUAGAAAGAUUACGUAACGAAUAUCAGUACUUACAGCGCAUAGAGUCAGAGCAGCAGGAAAUAAUUAAUAAUUUUUUGCUGAAUCAAUGAAAUCAUAACACAUAUGUGCAUGCUUAUCAACAUUUUAAAUAAUUUCGGUAUUGUUAUACUCACUAAAUGUAAUAGAAAACAUAAACUUAAAUUAAUUUUAUAAUUUAAAAUAUACUGCAAUAAUUAGCACAUGA
This is a messenger RNA of Bactrocera dorsalis (oriental fruit fly), 676 nucleotides long. RefSeq names its product intraflagellar transport protein 20 homolog (gene IFT20). Bases 147 to 542 code for a protein of 131 amino acids. Gene Ontology annotation, biological process: intraciliary transport; centrosome localization; protein localization to cilium. The transcript has a single exon. Lineage: Eukaryota; Metazoa; Arthropoda; Insecta; Diptera; Tephritidae. The record is from RefSeq and is a predicted model, not a curated record. Gene Ontology annotation, cellular component: cilium; centrosome; Golgi apparatus.